Messenger RNA from Rhea pennata, 8946 nucleotides. Its product is annotated as protein Aster-B. Gene Ontology annotation, cellular component: plasma membrane; endoplasmic reticulum-plasma membrane contact site; endoplasmic reticulum membrane. Gene Ontology annotation, biological process: intracellular sterol transport. NCBI's taxonomy places the organism in Eukaryota, Metazoa, Chordata, Aves, Rheiformes, Rheidae. The coding region runs from base 99 to 2402 and encodes 767 amino acids. Gene Ontology annotation, molecular function: cholesterol binding; cholesterol transfer activity. The record is from RefSeq and is a predicted model, not a curated record. The transcript is spliced from 20 exons.
ACGCGCGCCGGCCGGGGCUCCUCCAAUAUGUCCUGGGACCCCUGGAGCUGUCAGUGGGCGGACAAGGACGCGGGCACCGGCUUGUCGUGACUGUACUGAUGAAAGGGUUCAAGCUCGCCUGCACUGCCAGUAACUCAAACCGCAGCACGCCUGCCUGCUCCCCCAUCCUGCGCAAACGGUCCCGGUCCCCAACACCACAGGACUCCCAAGGAGACGCCAUGGUGGAGAAAGGCUCGGACCACUCGUCAGACAAAUCCCCUUCCACACCGGAGCAGGGUGUACAGCGGAGCUGUUCCUCUCAGUCAGGCCGCAGCGGGGCCAAGAACUCCAAGAAAAGCCAGAGUUGGUAUAAUGCAGUUCCUUUCAGAUUCUUCCCAUAUGGCUUACGAGGCCUGGCGUUGUUCCUGCUGCCCAGAAGUACUACACUAGAAUGGCUUUUGGUGCAAGCUCAGGUGUUGAGUCCAACAUACAAACAACGGAAUGAAGAUUUCAGGAAACUCUUCAAACAGCUUCCUGACACAGAGCGCCUCAUCGUAGAUUACUCAUGUGCGCUUCAAAGAGACAUUCUCCUGCAGGGCCGCCUCUACCUCUCCGAAAACUGGAUCUGCUUUUACAGCAACAUCUUCCGCUGGGAGACACUGCUGACAGUCCGCUUGAAGGAUAUCUGCUCCAUGACCAAGGAAAAAACAGCACGGCUCAUUCCUAAUGCCAUCCAAGUUUGCACUGACACUGAAAAGCACUUUUUUACUUCCUUUGGGGCCCGAGACAGGACGUACAUGAUGAUGUUCAGACUCUGGCAGAAUGCCCUCCUUGACAAGCCUCUCUGUCCAAAGGAGCUUUGGCACUUUGUCCACCAGUGUUACGGGAAUGAGUUGGGUCUGACCAGUGAUGAUGAAGACUAUGUGCCUCCUGACGAUGACUUCAACACAAUGGGCUACUGUGAAGAAAUCCCCGUGGAAGAGAAUGAAGUCAAUGACAGCUCCUCAAAAAGCAGCAUGGAGGCCAAGCCAGAAGCCAGCCCUCAGCUGCCAAAGAAAUCUGUCACUGCCAGCACGUUGACAUCUACAGGAAGCAGUGAAGCACCUGCCUCGUUUGAUGGAGUGCUACCUGAAGAGGAGGAGGCAGUGGUAGAGUCUCCUGUGGAGAAAGACCUGGCCAUUGCAAAUAUCAUGGGAGAGAAGAUAGAGAUCAUUGCCCCCGUGAACUCCCCUUCCUUGGACUUCAAUGACAACGAAGACAUUCCCACUGAGCUCAGUGACUCAUCGGAGACCCAUGAUGAAGGGGAAGUCCAGGCCUUUUACGAGGAUCUGAAUGGCCGUCAGUAUGUGAAUGAAGUGUUCAACUUCAGCGUGGACAAACUAUAUGACUUGCUCUUCACGGACUCCCAGUUCCAGAGGGACUUCAUGGAACAGCGCCGGUUUUCUGAUAUUAUCUUUCAUCCCUGGAAGAAGGAAGAAAAUGGCAAUCAGACCAGAGUGAUCCUGUACACUAUCACCCUCACCAACCCUCUGGCCCCUAAAACUGCCACUGUCACUGAGACACAGACAAUGUACAAAGCCAGCCAAGAAAGCGAGUGCUAUGUCAUAGAUGCAGAGGUGCUAACUCACGACGUUCCCUACCACGAUUAUUUCUACACUAUUAACCGCUACACGUUGACCCGUGUUGCCAGAAACAAAAGCCGACUCAGGGUUUCCACAGAGUUACGUUACAGGAAACAGCCUUGGGGGCUGGUGAAAUCCUUCAUCGAGAAAAAUUUCUGGAGUGGCCUAGAAGAUUAUUUCCGUCAUUUGGAGAGUGAACUGACCAAAACCGAGAGCACGUACUUGGCCGAGGUCCACAGACAAUCCCCCAAAGAGAAAGUGAGCAAGCAGUCGACUGUGCGGCGGAGGAAACGCGCCCAUGCCCACCUGCGGGUGCCACACCUGGAGGAGGUGCUGAGUCCUGUCACCACCCCCACAGAUGAGGAGGUUGCACAUCGAAUCAAGCAUGUGGCAGGUUCCACUCAGACACGGCACAUCCCUGAGGAGAGCCCCAGCGGUUUCCACCUGCAGAGUGUCUCCAGGCUGCUCCUUGUUAUCAGUUGUGUUCUGGUAUUGUUGGUCAUUCUCAAUAUGAUGCUGUUCUACAAACUCUGGAUGUUGGAAUAUACCACCCAGACGCUCACGGCAUGGCAGGGCUUACGGCUACAGGAAAGGUUACCCCAAUCCCAGACAGAAUGGGCCCAGUUACUAGAAUCUCAGCAGAAGUAUCAUGACUCAGAGCUACAGAAAUGGCGUGAGAUCAUCAAAUCUUCGGUGAUGCUUCUAGACCAGAUGAAGGACUCGCUAAUAAACCUUCAGAAUGGCAUCGGGUCCCGGGACUUCGGGUCAGAUCCAGAGGAGAAACGGAAACGUUUCCACUAACAGGCAGGAAUGCAGGAGGCCAGAGGACGGUGUGCAAUAUGUGUAUAUAGGAUAUAUAAAUAUAUAUAUAAAAAUAUAUAUAUAUACAGAAUAUAAAUAUAUAUAUUAUAUACAGAUUUUAAGAGAAAAAAAAGCCUAUGUAUCGAGAGGAAGGAUUGACCUCCAACACUGGCUGAAAUGGAGUGUCUCUGGGGUAGUGUGGUGUGCGUGUGGCGGGGGGGCUGGGCUCUCCCAGCACUGAGGUGCGCUUAGGGGCUCACCGAAGUGAGCUCCCCUGGGCCCUUGCACCACUCUUGUGUAUAUUCCUGGCUGUUUGUCUGUCUGGCUGUUUUGUUGUUGUUUGUUUCAAAGGGAAGCAUCAGAGUGAGUGUCCCUCCCCUCGUCCCUGCGCAUGAGGGUCCCUGACUAACUAUGUAAUGCCUAUGUAUAAAGGGGACACUGUCUCAUGAAUAUCUUACCUUGCUGGCUUCAGGGCAGAGAGGUUUUGGCAAUCACCAAAUCCCUUAUGGAACUAUUCAGCAUUUGGAGAGGAGGCCUCAGAAAGAAUGGCUCUAGGUCUGUAGACAGCAGGUCUCAUUGGCAAUCGCCUCCUACGUCUCCUGGAGCAGAAAUGCAAUUUGCUGUCGUGCUGGCCAGCCUGGUUCAGAGAGCAAAGUACAGCACGUAAACGAGCUGAAACACUUUCUCCAAGCACUGAUGUGUUUACUCCUGUUAUUGGUACUGCAUUAAUAGCCAGGAAGAUGGUGGGGAAGGGGGGUACCUGCCUACCUGGUGCUCAGAUGGAGGAAAGCCCACCACAGACUGCACACUUCGAUUUCCUUUGACAGUGUCCCCUUUAUGUUUUCUGUGGUUUUCUGCUUUCCAUGUGCUUGAGUCCCUGACAUUAAGUCAUCCCUGUGCUCAAGAUCGACAUUGGUGCUGAAAGAGCCACCUGUGUGACUUCCCACGACAGCAGGAGUGCUCCAACUUAAAAACAAAACCAAAAUUAGUAUUAUUUGCAAGCCCUCCUUUCCACCAAACCAUGUGCUUUAGCAGGGUGUGGGGUGGGAGAGCUAAGGAACUCCACAGAACUGCUUUCCUCUUGCCCCUGGUCAGCAACACCAUUUCAGACAUACCUCCUAGCCUUCUUCAUGGUGAAUACUUAAUGAGUUACAUCUACGGCAUCUAUCCAUCAGUCCAGAAGAAGUUACAGGGACCAAAAGAAAACAAAGGACUCAGCGGGUGCAGGACAGAUCUGAACAAAUGUGUACAGUGUGAGGCAAUUCAUAUCCGCUGGAUACUGAAGCCUUUGCACUGUAAGCAGGUCAGGUCCUAGAGAUGCAUUACAAAGGCAAUACGCACUUUUGCUUGUUCUGGAGGAUAAUUUCAAGCUCCCAUCAGCAGCCAAAUAAGGGAGAAGGGCAGAGAAGCUAUGCUGUGGAGUGUACCAACACCAUUGCGAAUGGGUGGGAUGCAGGGUGCCCGAGUAAUUAAUAAAUGCUUUCUCAUCUUACCGAGCCAGGUAGAUUAGCUGCUAUGCGAGGCCCUCAGUCUCCACCUUGUUCAACACCUGGAUUCAGCAGGAGGAGUCCACUGGCUGUCUCCCGUACGCAAAUGGUGCAGUUCUAGCUUGUCCGUUGUCUCUAGUUCCCACGGGCACUGAAAGAGCAGGGGACAAAAGGGUGAGUAACUGGUCCCUGAAUCAGAGAGUCUCUUGUUCACAUAGCCUGACCAGGGAGGGGUGCUGUUGGUAGGGGUAACUUAGUGAUUUAUCCCAAAGUAGCCAAGUGUCACGAUCAAAUGCUAACCCCAACGUGUCCCAGGGAAGACUCACAUUUGAAGGAGUGAAGAUAAAGACAGGUUGUCGAGAAGACAUUUAAGAGUGGGAAAGUCAAGGUACAACUGCCAAAUGCAUGCCUGGGAAACUAGGGAGUUGUAACUUGUAUUUAUGACUAUUUAUUUAAUUUAAUGCUGCUGACUACUGUACUACUCCCUGGCUUUUUCCAGUGAGGCUGCUGAAAUGGCCACUGUACAGUGAAACUGAGCUCCUAGUGCCUGGGAAGAGCCUUCUGCUGCUAGUCUUGGGACAGGAGGGCACCGACUCCCCGCUACUACGUGCCCCGCUAACUGAGAAAGAGUCUCGUUUCCUCAUUAUUCACUUCCAUAAUUGCUCAGUAUAGAAAAAUCCUUUCCUGCCCACCUUCCUCUUUUCUAGAUGUGAGGUCUUAACCAAAACCACAGCAAGGUUUUUGUCUGGAUGCCCUCUUCCAGAGAGCUGAGAUAGAAAAUACCUCCUACUGCAGUUCAGUUCUGUUGGACAGAGUAAUUCCUUCUGCAUCCAUGGAAAAUGUCGGCCCUUUCACUUUAUGGUUAAAUUUCCUGAAUAAAUUAGUAAUGCUUUCUAGGAGCAAGACUGAACAACCUGAGUAAUGUUGCAGGAGGGGGGUAUUUUUGCCUUCCCUAAGCAAUCAUAGCCAAAUGAUAGCUUGGCUUUCAUUGACAGAGUUUCACUUCUUUACUUGCCUGCAUUACUCACCUGUGCCAGAAAUCCCACCGUGGAUGAUAGUUCAUCGCACCUCGCAAACACACUUCCCCUGCCAGGUCCUCCAUCUGAUCCUUCUGCCACUGGUAGUCUGCCAGGUGAGCAUAGCUAGGUUUUAAUUUGCAGAAACUUAACAACUACAAAAUACAUGUUUCAGAAGGCAUUUCUUCAGCCAAAUGUAAUACAUACAAAUCAAUGCCAACAGCUGGUAACCUAAUUCUUGCCAAAUACCAUACUACUUACUGAGAGCAGGGGGAAGAGAGAAGGCAAAAGUUGUUGCAUGUUCUGACUUCCUGGUUUGUAUAUCUCACCAGCUUAUACAGGAGGACAACAUACUUACUUAUUAAUCCCAGCUUCAUACAAUCUUAUUUCCAGUAACUGUUGGCCUUGUACUGCUUACUUUAAAAGAGGUGCUUUGGGUUAUGCCAUCUGGGACAAGCUCAAAUUGAAUUUGAGACCUGGUAACAGCUAUGCAGUAAUGCAUAUCAUAAAAUAGAUACUAAAUGUAUCUAGUGCAGAAUCUGCAUGUAGACUCUGGGAAAGAUGAAGGGCUUCCAUUAUUUCAGGUGGCAAGAUCAGAAACGUGUGCCCAAGACAGGGGCAUUGCUGUGUCUGCGCAUUCCUUGUAGGAGAGAGAGAGAGGAACCUGCAAUGGAAAGAAUAGUAGCUCAGUUAUUAAUUAAUUGGACAACCAUACUUUGGGGGUAUGAAAAGAGCUAAUAAUCCAAGGCAUGUGUCAUCCACAGAAUUAUGGUAUUAAUUGAUAUUAACUGAUAUUAAAUUAUCCAUAAAUCCUUUAAGAGAGGAGAAAAGAAGUAACAUAGCUUUGCUGUCCCCCAGUGUCUCUCAGGUAUCACACAGCUUAUACUCAGCCAUACCCGCAGACUGCUUUUGACCACCUGACCCCAUUUAUCUACUUCAGCUCUUUCUAAUAAAGAGAAACCUAAGAGAUAACGUCUUUAUUAUAAUGACCUACACUGAAAGAGGCAGUAGUUCAAAGUGCGAUACUGUGCUCAACUUACAGCAGUAAAAGUUGAAAGCUGCUCUGAAAUAAUGACACCUGCCUUGCCGUAUCCCUUCUGAGAAAGUCUCACGGGCCAGGCUGCGCUCUUCUCGCAUCAGACCCCGUUAGUUGCAGAAGCUCCUAUAUAUGUAGAUGGGACAGAGUUCAGCCUACUUAGCUACUUUAGACUACAGCACUAAGCCACGUAGCAUAUCCAGUAUGGUUUUUUUUCUGCCUUCUUUAUAUGGGAAGGUGGAGGGCUUGUUUUUUUUCUUUUUUUUUCUUCUUUUUUUUUUCCUAAUAGUGGCUAGAGACACUUUUUGGUCCAGGUGCUCAGUGAGACCUUUUGGCUAGGCUCUGCAGUGAUUUCUGUGCAGCUACAAAGGUGACAGGGAAGCCUGCCCGGCUUCAAGGCUGAGCAGUGGACACACUUGCAGACUUCAUUGUCUGGCUUUCUGCGUGUCAGAAAUGCUAACCAAAAAGGAGCACAUACACGCAGGUUCUGGUGAACACUUAGCUUCUGUGCUGUGUAGCCUGUAGUACUCUCCCCAGCAGCUCUUCCUUCUCAGAAUUGCAUUUCCAUCACCUUUCAGAGAUCCAGAGGCACCUGAACAGAAAGGAGACAGAGAGGGCAGUUUCCAUCUUUCACACCAUGCAGCACUAGGCGAGCGCGAUGGAGAUAAUCCCAAAGACCAGCACUGCUCUUGACAAACGAGCUUCAAAAUAGAGGUUAGUGGCAGAUGUUUCAGGGGAGUAAACAUGCUCCCGCUUAGUUAGAUGGGUCUUUUUAUGCUGUGAGAAGUGGGAAGACUUUUGUGACUCCUCAUCCUUAGGGUUUAUUUAUAUGGGCACAGCAUAAAGCCAGCACAUACAACAGUGUAUUUGAAAAACCCAUCUGUGACCGCUACUACCGAAGCAUACAGAGUCUCCAGACUGCUGCAGUGAUCUGGGAAGAGGCUCUGUCUGCAGUGUGGCCCAGUCUUCCCUGAGGGGUGCUUUUGUAGCUUGUGGCAAACAUGUCGAGUCCUGCUCUGCCAUCACUCUAGAGAUUAUGGCCUCAGAGUAGUCCUCCACCCAAUGUCCUUAUAGUGUUUCCAUGAUUCUUCCUAGGCAGGAAAUGUAUUGAACGAGCCAUUUUCCAAGAUAUGACCAAGUAGUCUUUCAGUGUUUCUUUUCCCCUAACCAGGACAGAAGCAGGCUGCUUGCUAAUUUAAAGGUGGAAAUUUCCAAUUCCCUAGUGUGCUAUAGGUGAAAAGUACAGUCGGUAACAGAAGCUUUAAAGCAACAACGCUUGCAGCUUGUAGCGCUGCUGGCUAGGGAAGGAAGGGACUGGCUCAAGGGGGUGAUUCUGUCGCAUUUGCCAAGGCUGCUGGUACCACCCGGCAGUUCUUGGCAAAACCAUGCUUUCCGAGUUACCUGCUGAAAUCCAAAGAGUUCGUUCCAACAGGAUCUUUGCCAGGCUUUCUACCAUUGAGAAAUUCUGUGGCAUGGUUGUGGACUUUUGUCUCAGACUUUUCAAAAGGUCUCGGCACUGGUUAAAAGACCCUGCAGGGGCUUGCUUAAACUAUAGUCCAAAUAGAGACUCUUAAACCAAAGCAUCUGAGGUAAGUGGCUCACAAACCAUAUGUGGCAACCUAGUUCGCAAGAUGUGGCUGUGCUGACCCUUUGGCCCAUUCCCCCUGCCUGCCAUGCUUUGAUCUCUCUAUGCUUUGCAGUUUCUACAGCCCAAGUCUCUCUGUGCCAUAUUAUUAUUUUCUAAAUGUGCACACUGGCCAAAUAACACUGAUCUCAAGUCUUGGAUCAACUGUUGAUAGAGGUUAUUCCCGUACCUAGCCAGAGAGCAUGGGCUUUGCUGUUAGCACGGAUACAUGCUGUCCCAGGCCCUCCUUUCCCACGCGCACAUUGCGGCGUGGGCUGUGGCCCUCCCCUCUCCCCUUCGCUGCCGGACAAUCAUGCCCGUUGUCAUCGGUGGACUGAUGCGGUGCUGUCCCCGCUUGCCUUUCCUCACUGCAGUCUGUACGCUCCUUAAGUGAAUGUGUUUUGUUUUUUCAGUAAGAAAAGGACUUCCUUCUGCUGAAGGAAUUAACAUUUGCACAUGGCUCAGGGAGGAAUAUCCUCUGGCCAUUUCUGUUACCUCACUCAUUUAGGCCAAUUCCAUUGCUAACGUAAAUGGCCACCUUCCCCGACCCGAGCUCUGAGCUGAUUAGAGGUGAAAACAAACGCGCAGCUCAGGUUCUAGAGCCACUUGGUCAUGUCUCAGUGUCGGCCCAAACUGCCCCAGUGGCACUAGAAUUUGGGAGAGUGGCUGCUGGGAAACGGCGACGUUACCCAGCAGAGUGGUAGGGCUUGUGCUGCGUGCACGUAGUUUGUGUCCUCGGAAGCCCACCUCCCUUGUAAUAGCACAUACGGAAGCACUAACCUGGCUCUUGGCUCGAGGAGCUCGGAGGGGAAGGAGGAGCAGCAGAACGUUGCGGCAUACAUGGUUACAACUGCCCGGGCUUGGCAUCGUGAGGCUGUGGUGCUUCCAGGACGUUGUCAUUCUUCCUGCAGUUCAUCCCUCAUCUAGGGCUCUAGGGCUGGAUAAAGCUGCUAAAAACCCAGAGCAUGCUCUCCCCACCCGAGGCCCUGGAUUUUACAAUGCCAACUGCUGUGCGUAAUCUCAAAUUAACAAGGAUCAUCUCAUGUCAGCAAGGAUAGGGAAGGGGUCCUAAAUCACCCCUAAGCGUGCGCUUCCCUUCUCGGUCACAUCACCAGAGCCGAGGAAGGGCAGGUGCUGCUGGCCAAGACCGACACAGCCUGUAGUGCUAACGUGAACUUCAGGGGGGUGGGGGAGGAACUAUGGUUCUGUUUUAGGAGUUGUCUAACUGUCAUAAACUUUGCGCUGUGCGCAAAGUGUGAUAAAAUGAUAAUGAAACUUACCUGCUAGAACCUAGGAAUUAUAAAGGCUACACAGCCAAAACUUACUGUAAAGUAGCUAGUACAACAGAAGUACGGUAUAAAUUAAAAAAAAAACUAUCAAA